AUAUAUAUACAUAUGUAUGUAUCUUGAGAAAUUCAUAUGUUUACCAAGUAUUGAUGCUAUGUUUUCGUGGUGCUUAGUUUGAAGCAAAGAUGAAUAGUCAGAGUAUAUACACCACAUUUAAUCUUACUGUCUUUCUUCUUCUUUCAUUGCUUUCUCAAUUUGUUUCUCUUGAAACCAGUAGAUUCAAUUCCAAUGAUGGUAAUGUAACCACGCAGUGCAUUGAAUUUGAGAGGAAAGCCCUUCUUGAAUUCAAAGAAGGACUCACAGAUCCUUCUGGUCGGCUUUCUUCUUGGGUUGGCAAAGAUUGCUGUCGAUGGAAGGGUGUGAGCUGCAACAAACACACUGGCAACGUUUUCAAGAUUGACCUCAGCAACCGAGGAGAUUCUUGCAGUUUGUAUGAAGGGAUUGCAGACAAUUAUAACUCCUCAUCAUGUUUGGGAGGUGAGAUAAGUACUUCUUUGCUCAACAUAAAGUAUUUAAGUUACUUGGAUCUAAGCAUGAAUGAUUUCUAUGGAAUCGCAAUCCCAAAUUUCAUCGGUUCACUUGAGAAAUUGAGUUAUCUCAGUCUUUCUCAAUCAAAUUUCGGUGGAAUGGUUCCGUCUCAUCUUGGAAAUCUGUCAAACUUGCAAUAUCUCGACCUCUCUGUAUUUGUUUUUUACUACAAUAUUUGGGCAUCAGAUUUAAACUGGCUUGUUGGCCUAUCUUCUUUGAAGUAUCUUAAUCUUGGUGGUGUGAACCUGAGUGAAGCAACAGAUUGGUUGCAAUCAAUUAAUACCAUGCCCUCUUUGUCUGAGUUACACUUGUUUGAUUGUCAACUCCCCAGCUUUCCAAAAGCUAUACAGAAUAUAAAUUUUACUUCCCUCUUGGUCCUCGAUCUCUCUUUUAACGAGUUUAACUCUUUGUUGCCUCUAUGGCCUUUCAAUAUUAGUACUCUUGUGGAAUUCAAUGUCAGUUUAAACAAUUUUACGGGUUCCAUUGUCAAUGCUGCUUUGGGAAACUAUCAUAACUUGCAAUCACUAGAUUUAUCUUCGAACUCUAUUAGUGGUGACAUAAGUGAACUUAUAGAGGGAUUGUCUGGGUGUUGUAACAAUAGCUUGAAGGAGUUGAUAUUGGGGUCCAACAAAUUUAAUGGGAAGUUGCCCGAUUCAUUGGGACACUUGAAUUAUUUGAGAUCCCUUGUACUGAAUGAGAAUCUGAUCUCAGGUCCAAUUCCAGAAUCUGUUGGAAAGUUGUUUUUUCUAAAGGAAUUGGACCUUUCUUUUAAUGAGAUGCAUGGGUCUAUCCCUACAAGUUUAGGAAGACUCACUGAGUUGACUAAAUUGCAACUCUUCCAUAAUUCUUGGAAAGGCCUCAUGUCCCAAAACCAUUUACAAGGUCUGGCAAAACUACGAGUUUUCUCCAUAUCUUCGGACACAACUUGCAUUUUUGAUGUGACACAUGAAUGGGUUCCUCCAUUUAGCCUGUUAGCUAUCCAAAUCAGUAACUAUCUGUUGGGUCCAAAAUUUCCAACAUGGCUGAGAAAUCAGAAAGAACUUUCAUCCAUAGUCCUCACAAAUGUCUCCAUUUCAGAUACCAUACCUGACUGGUUUUGGAAAUUGUCAAUGCAGAUUGACAUGCUCGAUUUAUCUCACAACCAAAUUGUCGGUGUUGUUCCCAACUCAUUAGGAAUUUCCUUUGUGGACUUGAGUUUCAAUCGCCUGGAAGGCACAAUCCCACUCUGGCCUAACGUAAUUUGUCUCUUUCUGAACAACAAUUUAUUUUCAGGAGCGAUUCCUUUGACUAUUGGCAGUGUCAUGUCAUCGUUAGUCAUGCUUAAUCUUUCUGGGAACUCUCUAAAUGGUACCAUUCCUUUGUCCAUAUGUAAAUUGAAAGUUUUGAUAAAUCUCUAUCUUUCAUACAAUCAUCUAUCUGGACAAAUUCCCAUGCAUUUGGAGGACUUGCGAGCUCUUGGGACCCUAGAUCUGUCCCAAAACAAUCUCUCUGGCCAUGUUCCUGAAUCAAUGUGCUCGCUAUCAUUUCUUUAUUGGUUGAGGUUGAGUGGUAACAAUCUUUCUGGCGAGCUCUCUUGGUUGAAGAAUUGCAGGGGUCUGCACACUCUUGAUCUUGGAGACAACAAAUUUUCCGGGAACAUACCAGGAUGUCUGGGAGAAAAUCUUUCGUUGCUUUCCAUCCUCCGAAUGCGAGCCAACUUGUUCACCGGAGAUAUACCUCAACAGCUAUGUCAUUUAUCUAAUCUCCACAUCUUAGACCUUUCUCAUAACUAUUUUACAGGAUCUAUACCUCGCUGUUUGGGAAAUUUGAGUGGCUUUAAUCAUUUCGCCUCUCCCGAUAGAGCAUUUCCAUGUGCAUUUCGACAUCCACCUCAGUUUCAUCAAAUCAAUUUGGCAGUGAAAGGAAGACAAUUUGUGUAUACCACCACGCUUGAGCUCGUUAAUGUUAUAGACCUUUCGAGCAAUAAUCUAUCUGGGGAAAUCCCAGAAGAGAUAGCAAAUCUGUCAGACUUGGGUACCUUGAAUUUAUCAAGAAACCAAUUGACAGGAAAGAUACCAAAGAAAAUUGGAGAAUUGCGAUGGUUAGAAACGCUAGACCUUUCGAGCAACCACCUCUCCGGUUCAAUUCCUUCAACCAUGUCUGCUUUAACAUCACUGAACCAUUUGAACUUGUCAUACAACAACUUUUCAGGGUCAAUUCCUUCAACCAAUCAGUUCCAAACUUUCAAUGAUCCAUCCAUUUAUGAAGGUAAUCCAGAACUUUGUGGGCUCCCAUUGUCAACCAAGUGUUACAUUGCAACUGAUGUUGAUGCAAAAGACAAAUAUGGCAAAAAAAAGGUGGACAAUAAGGAAGACGAGUAUGAUGAGUUGUGGUUCUGUCUUAGCACAGUAGUUGGAUUCAUCGUAGGAUUUUGGGUUGUUUGUGGCACUUUGGUACUAAAAAGGUCUUGGAGAACUGCUUAUUUUCGAUACCUAGAUGAAGUGAAAGAUUGGCUCUUUGUGGUCAUUGCAGUAAAUGUGGCUCGUUUUCAAAGGACGACAUAGAGACGGUUGUUUUGGUGUCUUCUUCUGAUUUGUGAACUCUCCCCCAAGCCAUUUCAUUACUGAAAUCAGAAAUUGCUUAAGAAAUUUGAGGGCUUCCAUUUAUUGGUAUUGUAUGUUUGCCUUCUGGCUUUUGAUCGGAAGUAACAGUCUCAAUGCCUUGUAAAUUUUGAUAUUCAUCGACUUGGUCCUCAUUGAAGCUGUCGCUGAAAAGGUCAGCCAGUUUCUUCACAUUAUCGGUUGGAAAAUGUUCGGAUAUGGAACCAGGCUAAGAUGUUUGUAUGAAGCUGCUUCGGUGGAUGGGCGUGUUGCCACUAGAUGGGAUAAACUCUGCUUGAGAUAUUACAAACUAGUCAAAAACAGAAGUUAAAAAAUAGAAUGAAAUCUGAAAGUAAAUCAUUAUUAGUUGUUGAUGCAAAGUAGUAUGCUUCCUUGCAAAAUUAUUGUACCAAAAGAUUAGAGUUAUCUUACCACCAUUAAUGCUGAAGAAAUCCUCAGAGUCAGAUUCUAACCAGAGUUGAGAAUCGAAAAACUUCUCUUCUUUACUCCCUGCAUAAAAUAGCAGGAACACUAGUUAAUAUUGAAAUCCAAAAAAUAGUUAAUCAA
This is a messenger RNA of Camellia sinensis, 3638 nucleotides long. RefSeq names its product receptor-like protein EIX2. Lineage: Eukaryota; Viridiplantae; Streptophyta; Magnoliopsida; Ericales; Theaceae. The record is from RefSeq and is a predicted model, not a curated record. Gene Ontology annotation, molecular function: protein binding.